Mus musculus (house mouse) is the source of this 4169-nucleotide messenger RNA. RefSeq names its product cerebral cavernous malformation 2 (gene Ccm2). Lineage: Eukaryota; Metazoa; Chordata; Mammalia; Rodentia; Muridae. The transcript is spliced from 10 exons. Gene Ontology annotation, biological process: vasculogenesis; endothelium development. Bases 2426 to 3769 code for a protein of 447 amino acids. Gene Ontology annotation, cellular component: mitochondrion; cytoplasm. The record is from RefSeq and is a predicted model, not a curated record.
GUCUGUAAGCAACGGGCAGAUGUUGGCCAAUCCCAGUCUGUCCAACUCCAGGUCAUUCAUUCGUCUUGGUUUAGCUAUUUCUGUUUUAUUACCCUCCUGAACUUCUGUAACGUCUAAGACAGCGGAGUUGUCCUCUUUCGUAGCUGUCUGUUCUUGUUUUGUGGUGUAGCUCUUUCUUUUUUUGUCCUGGUGCUGGUACUUUUAUGUCUUUGUGUACAUUAGGCCACGAAUUCGUAUGGAAUGGCCUCCAACAGCUCAGGCCCUUUUCCGUUAGUCCUCACAAAGUGUGCUUCUCUGGGUGGUGCAGGCUGGCGCUUCAGCUGCACCCAGGUGCCCUUCUCUUUGGCUUCCUUUUUCUUCUGGUCGUUCUCCUUCACCCGCUUCAGGAAGCUGUCCCUGCUCUUUGAGUGUUUGAUGUGCUCAAUUCACACAUUGAUCCUCUUGGCCAGAAUUUUGCCCUUAACCUGCUUGUUGACAAUGAUGCCCACGGCAUGCUGGGUGACACUGUAGACUCUUCCGGUUUUGCCGGUAGCACUUAUGGGGCAUUCCUUUUUGAACAGUGCCCGAUCCCUUGAUGUCUACAAUAUCACCCUUCUUGUAGAUUUGCAUGUAUGUGGCCAAAGGAACAAUGCCAUGUUUCCUAAAAGGCCUAGAGAACAUAUACGGGGGGCCUCUCCUCUUUCCCUUUGUGUUCGUCAUUUUGGCGAGUUACUGGAAGAUGGCUGCUGUGGUGUAGUUCUUAAACAGCUUUCCCUGAAUGCCUCUCCCUGUAUGCUGGUGGCCUUCUCCCUCCUGCUGAUCCACUGGGCUUGUGGAGAAAGGAUCAAGUUGGUUGGUGGAGUAGUGCUAUUACCUUCUAAGUCACCCUGUUGAGGUGGGGCUGGAAAGACAAAAACAAUGUGGCCUCUUGGAGUCUCACUUGGUUGUCCUCCACACCCUUCCUGACCGUUGUUAAGGUCAGUGUUACUUGGUUCUUUUCUGUAAAGUUUAGAAAGUAUCCCGAGGCUGUGGCUGCUCUUGUUUAAAGAGGUCAUGACAGGCCGUUGGUGUCAGGUGUUGAGUCAUGAGUGAGUGGGACUGCUCUUCCACUCUUCUGUGCUUUCUGAGUUUUUUGGGACACAGGUGAAUAAGUGAAACACAGAAUUGGUCUGUGGUAACAGUUUUUUGGAACCAGGAAGGAUUAAAUUUAUUUGUUGUAGGUCAGUGAAGCAAAACUAGAUGAAAUUGCCCUUUUUAUGGACAAAGUUGGACAGGACACAUUAGCCUUUUGAUUCAGUUCAGCGUGGAAUUCAUGAAGUGGCUCCCAUGCUUCCUUAUAGGAUGGUCUAGCUUAGUGGAUUUAUGAUGACACAAAGGUACCCACACAGCUUUCACUUUCAGUAUAUAGAAUUCAGUAGAUUACAAACAUACCUACUGCUGGGUUAGGUGGUAUUGUUUGACAGGGCUGAUGUAGGCACCAUGAGACCAGUUAAGGCGGAUGCAGCUACACAGGGGCUGAGGUAGGUUAAAUGCAUUUUGACUUAAUUUAUGAUGGAUUUACUGGGGGCUGAAUUCACCAUAGGGCCAGGAACAUCUGCUUUUGUUAUAUUUGCUUAUUGGUCUAUGGAUAUAUAUAGUCAUACUAAUUAGUUAAAUAGCCAUUUCUAUUGCAAGCUAUUCUGGAACAUUCAACUAACUGUAAGGGUCUUUUAUCAACAAUAAAUGUUAACUUCUCCUUUCCUGGAUGAAGAAGUUUAACUGUGAGGAAAUUAAAACAACUUGCUUAUGAACACAUUGUUUUAUUGCAAGUUGGUGACUUAAAUUCAGGUCUCCUGGCCCUGGGCUAGUAUAGGCUGAGCACUUAGCACAACUGGAAAAGGACCUGGAAAUGCACCUAUUCAUACCUUGCUGCUGUGGCCACGUGUUGAAACAGUAUAUGGAGCAGGCUUGUCCUUGUCCUCCUGCCACCAGGACCACAGGGCCCGGGGUCCUCCCUGAUGAUGUGGCCCUGCAGUGUGCCUAUGGUCAGGCUUCCAAAGACACGUCCAUCAGCAAUGGAUUGCAACACUGCAGAGUUGGAUGGAAAUGGCCACGGCCUCCGCUGCCUGUGGGAUUCUGCUCUGCGCAGUGGGAGAAUGAAUGUUCGCUAGUUACUUUGUAUCUCUUGCAGGCAUUCUUCUUGGAAUUGGCUAACAGCUUUUGGAUGCUCUUGCUCUUUAAGCUUUCUCAAAACUGUAAACAACUUCAGUAAGCUUUGCAGAAGGAAGCUGUGGUUUCUGGUCUUCCUGUGUGCUCAUGUUUUUUAGAGGGAGGGCUUAGCAUCUGAUCAUAUUUUUCAAACGUCUCAAAGGGGACUAGAAGAGGCACAGCAGCUGUCCGCAGAAGGGGAGGAACCAGGAUUCCUCCAAAGAAACUUUUGCAACUGCAGUGCCCCUGGAGAUCUCCCAUGGAGAACGAGCCUGGAAUUGUGUCGCCAUUUAAACGAGUAUUCCUAAAAGGUGAAAAGAGUAGAGAUAAGAAAGCCCAUGAGAAGGUGACAGAGAGGCGCCCUCUGCACACUGUGGUGCUGGCGUUACCUGAGCGCGUCGAGCCAGACAGACUGCUGAGCGACUAUAUUGAGAAGGAGGUGAAGUAUUUAGGUCAGUUAACAUCCAUUCCCGGCUACCUGAACCCUUCCAGUAGGACGGAAAUCCUGCAUUUCAUAGACAAGGCAAAGCGGUCCCACCAGCUUCCUGGGCACCUGACUCAGGAGCACGAUGCUGUGCUCAGUCUGUCUGCCUACAAUGUCAAGUUGGCCUGGAGGGACGGGGAGGACAUUAUCCUCAGGGUGCCCAUCCAUGAUAUCGCUGCUGUCUCCUAUGUCCGAGAUGAUGCUGCACACCUGGUGGUCCUGAAGACAGCCCAGGACCCAGGCAUCUCUCCCAGCCAGAGUCUGUGUGCAGAAAGUUCUAGAGGCCUCAGCGCAGGUUCCUUGUCAGAAAGUGCAGUGGGGCCAGUAGAGGCAUGUUGCCUGGUCAUCAUGGCCACAGAGAGCAAGGUCGCCGCUGAAGAGUUGUGCUCCCUGCUCAGCCAGGUCUUCCAGAUUGUUUACACGGAGUCCACCAUCGACUUUCUGGACCGAGCAAUAUUUGAUGGGGCUUCCACACCUACCCACCACCUGUCGCUGCACAGUGAUGACUCUUCCACGAAAGUGGACAUGAAGGACAGUUACGAUGCUGACGCCAGCACCUUCUGCUUCCCGGACUCUGGGGAUGUGGGAGGCCUGCCGCCCUUACCCUUCUGCAUGCAGACAUCACCCCAUAGCAAGACUGUCAGUGAGAGCGAGCUGAGCACCAGCGCCACGGAACUGCUGCAGGACUACAUGCUCACGUUACGUACGAAGCUGUCAUCACAGGAGAUCCAGCAGUUCGCAGCUCUGCUACAUGAGUACCGCAAUGGGGCCUCUAUCCAUGAGUUUUGCAUCAGCCUGCGGCAGCUCUAUGGGGACAGCCGCAAGUUCCUGCUACUUGGUCUCAGACCCUUCAUACCUGAGAAGGACAGUCAGCACUUUGAAAACUUCCUGGAGACCAUUGGCGUGAAAGACGGCCGUGGCAUCAUCACUGACAGCUUUGGUAGGCAUCGUCGUGCCCUGAGUACCACCUCCACAUCCACCAUCAAUGGGAACAGGACCACAGGCAGCCCUGAUGACCGCUCUGCGCCCUCAGAGGGGGAUGAGUGGGACCGCAUGAUUUCAGACAUCAGUAGUGAUAUUGAAGCGCUAGGCUGCAGCAUGGACCAGGACUCAGCGUGAAGGAGCGGGACAGCACACACUUGUCUCACACAGCCAUCCCAGGCCUUCCUGGGAGGAGUGCCCAGACCUGAGUGCCAGCCUUUCCCAGCUUGGAGCUAGGGAGGGGCUGAAGAGAAAGGUAGCUCUGGUGGCCAGGUCCUCUACUGUGAAGGAGUGGAGAGCUGCCACAGGACAUGUGCCCCACAGGGCAGAAACCUCUGUGCCUAUUCCUCAGGGGCUCAGCAAUGCCUGUAGCAUAUCCCCACUCGGGGAGGGCCAGGGGCAGCUGGCAGGGGAGCCAGUCCUGCCGGCCUGGCCCUGGACAGCUGAUAUUUGCACAUGACUUUCCUCUUCUACUUCUCAGAGACCUUAAAAACAAGUUUACUGCAAUGUGAAUAAUUUAAUCUCCAGUUGUCAAGCA